AGUGCAAACGUCUUUCAAUUCAGGAACUCCGAAACAACUGAAGGAAUAGCUUCUUGGUUCGCUGCCCGCGGGCAGACCACCUUGUGUGUAAGUAAGAUUUUUUUUUCUGUGUUGCUUCAACAACCUUGCCUCCUCCUUUUUUCUUGUUACGACUACCUCAGUCCUCGCUUCUGGUGCUGUAUCGUGUAUAUAUCCAUAUAUUCAGGCACGCGUGCAGGCUCCGUCUCGGCGAGUUUUAUUUUUGUUGCAGUUGCCCUCCACGGUUUCUCUUCUUCUUUUUUCGCGAUUAACCUCGCCCGAUUCUCUCUUAUAUUUUUUCUUUCCCCAUUUCUGCGUUUGUUGUAGAUCUGCUGCCGUCGGGUGCCCUCCUCCCAAAGUGUUUGAUGCACGCACGUGCGUCCCCCUCCCCCCAACACUGUCAUCUUGCCUAUUGUUUCUUUCUCUCUUCUCAUUUAAAGCCCCUUAACUCUGCCGCACCUUCGCUAUUCCUUGAACGUAUCUCCCAAUUCCCAAUUCCCGUUUCUCGGUGCCUUAGUUGUCUCCUCCUUUUUUUUUUUUCUCUCUCUCGUUGCAGGAAGCGGUUCGAAGAGAAUUCGCUGUCUUUCUUCACGCACGGACCACCGAAUACGCAACGCCCAUGUCCGCACCAGGAGACCAGAUAUCAACACACGCGGCGGGGGCCUCGGGGCCUGUUGGCCGUCCCAGCAGCUGGACCGCGCACCGCCGUCCCUCCCGGCGCGCCUCCAUCUCUGCCGUCGCCCGCGCCGCCCACCCCGUCGAACUGCAGGUGGAGACGAUGUCAUCCGUCUCCACGCGCGCCUUUCUGUACACGUGGUAUGCGGUGCUCAUCAUCGCACUGGUGGUGGAGUCGAACGUGGGCCUACAGUGGGUGAGUCGUAACUUCUGCGGGGAUGCGACGGUGUCCGCCUAUCACCUGGAGGAUUGGAACAGCACUGCAUGUCUGAGCUGGGAGGCGUACUGGAUACGACCUCGCGACGGACAGCGCAGAUACUGUACUGUUGGCGAUGCGAGGGAUUGUGAAGCUGGUGAUGCGGAUGCCGUGCUGCAGUGGAGGAGCGACCAUGUUGUGGGCGGGAGCGCGGAUGCGCUGGUUGUGCCGCUUCCUGUCAGGGGCGUAAUAGCCGAAGACGAGGCUGACGGGUUAGCAUUACGUACAGGUGGCAGCGAUGAGGGUAGAAAUCGCGGAUGUCCACCGUCAACGGGGCUGCCCAUUACCACCACUGGUUCAACGGAGUCGCUGCGAAGUAGAAGGAGUGCGCCACGAGGUCUCCACAGCGAGAGGAAAGCACCAACGGCGACAAUGACCACCACAGCAUCCUUCUCCACGCCAGCGCCUCGACCGACCAUGCCCCCGCUGCACCGCGUUUAUAAGCUUCGCUGGACAGCCGAGGCGCUCAGCGGUGUUAUGGACCGCGAGCUGAAUCGCUUUCUACACGUCUUCAUCAGCCUCGCCUCUCCCCUUUUCCAUCCACCAGCACCAUCGGCACGGAGGGGCACAUCCGGCGGCGCAAGCGAUCCCCCUCCUCCCCUCUGGAAGACGUACGAGGUUCUGGUGGCGCUCGAGGAAACAUCCGUCGCACCGCUAAACAUGAGCGGCGCACGCAUCGACGUGAGGGACGGUAACAGUGCGACGACUUCGGGAAUGCCGCGUGCUCCGCUCUUCUCCUUUUUUUUCGCUUCCUCUUCCUCCAGCAGUGCGUCGUCGUCACUGCCGCCCACCUCCUCUUCUUCGUCCGACGGCAACGGCUCCAAGUACAUCUACACCUACCGGGAAAGCGUGACGUGUUGGCGCACAGCACUGCGUUGCAGCAACAUCGUUCUGCCGUCGAGCGUCGUCAUCCCAACAAAUCGCAGCCGGCUGACGAUCACGCUGAUCGACGUGGAUGCUGAACUUGCAGAGGCGACUGUGCGGGCCUCGGCGGCAGCCUUCACCGCCGCGACAAACAGAGGCGGCUUCGGCGCCUUCGCAGCGUGCGGCAACACGGACCUCUCUGGGGCUUCUCUCAUCGCCAGAGUGCGCCGUGCGGUGCAGAGUGUGUUGCGCGCGCCUUCUACGCCCACCACCGGCGUCGGUGUGAUGUACCAGCGCGCGAAGUACACCAUCGGCAUCAUCGUCGUCCGCUACCUCUCUCUCUUCAUCGUCCUUGUCGGCGCGCUGCGCUUUCUGCAUCGCAGCCGGCAGGCCGAUCAGAUGCUCUAUGAACAGAAGUGGACGCUCGCCUUGCAACUCGGGCUAAUCCUCUACUUGAAUCCGCUGUACUGGUGGUGCAUCUACGCCGCAGAAAAGGCGCGGGGCGGCAGUAAGCAUAUGAUGGAAGGUGUGGACAAUGCCGGCAUGACCUCUGAUGCCUUUUCGCAGGAGCGCGGCUUUACUCCCAUGUCGCUGUGGCACCUAGCUCUCUACUACGUCGAGUUCCACGUCCCAACAUACUUUGUCGCCUUGACGGUGUGCUACGUUUGGGGGGUCAUUGCCGGCUCGUUUCGAUGGAGCUUGGCGGCGACGGAGGCGUCCUCGCAGCGCGCAGCUGCUACAGCGGCAUCGGCUUCUCCGGCUUGUCCAUCCUCCGCAGCGCCAUCAGCCGACGUGCACGCCCCGCUCCGAGACACGAGCACCGACGAGCACUCUGCCCAGGUGACGGUGCCGCUUACCGUGACCGUGUCCGGAUCGCAGCCGGCGCGCCGUCGUGUGCACGUGCUGAUGGUACUGUACGUGCUCGCCGUCGCAUCGCUGGACACCAUAAAGUGCUGCCUCGAGGAAGAUGGUCCGACGGGUGGGUGGAGUGAGGUGAGCUGCCGCACGACCCGUUGCUUGGCGGUUCAGAGAGCUACCUUGUAUGUACUGGUGGGGGGUAUCCUCUCCAGUGGCGUCGGCCUGUACUGGCUGCGCCGCAACCUGGCCCGCCACCCCUACCUCUCCACACGCCCUCAGCAGCUUGCCUGCCGCAUCAUGAUCUUUGUCUAUUUCACCGGUGGCUUGUACUGCGCGGUGCAGGCGCUGCUGCUGGAAACGCUGUACGCUCAUCUUAUCGCAAUCAUCUACUACCAACCCCUCGUGCAGCUGUCCCAUCUGCUGGUGCUAACCAGCUUCGUCGCCCACAUGACCUACGUGUACACCACGACGCAGUCCUCGCUGCAGAUCCCGUUGCGGCCGAGCGACCCGCGCUGGAAGACGGUGGGGUGGUCGUCGCGGUGGUAUCGCUGGCUGGAUUGGCACGGCGGUAGCCUCUACGUCUUCUUCAACGAGGAGGAGGAGCGGCGGUUUUUCGAGGUGCAGGUGGCCUACCAACUUGCAAAGCGCGAACGCAAGGAGCAGCGCAAGCGAAGCAACAAAGAGAGGAAAGCAACGCGUGACGAGGCGCAGCAGCAGCCGGACCAGGAUCGAGUAUCGCUUCUCCGCGGUAGCGGCGGCGCGUUGGAAGACGAAUUCGAUCCGACCAACACGGCUGAUGAGCAUGGGCGUUGUGCGGCGUGCCAAAGCCACGGCUGCUUUCUUUCGCGUUUCAGCGACGCACAAGGCGGGGCCGAACGAGGCGCUCCAACCCCACGUUGCUUUCCAGACGACUCGUGUACGACGGCGUCCGCACGCGGCAACGCUACACCGUCCGCGCCACCGCUUUUCUCCAUUCCCACCAACACCCCCUCUGCGCUUCCCGAGCCGGCGGAGACGGACUGGCUGCAGUGGCCGCAGGGCCGCUUGCCGGAGCGACGCCGCUCGCUGUCGACAGCCACGCAGCCGUCCAGCAACUCGACCGAGAGCAACGGGCUCCACGAUCAUCCCAAUCAUGGGAAGGAGGAGGAGGAGGAGUGGAAGAGCGAGGAAGACGACAGAGUCGCGCCGUCAGAGGAGGGCAGGGUAGGCAGCGUGCACGAAGGUGUAGGUGCGGGAAGGCAACCGCCGUCGUCGGCACCUGCAGAGGCGUCUCCGUUUUCUCUGGGCGUCACCCCCGGUACAACGAGGAGGGACGCAAACAGCGGUGGCGGCGGCGUUGACCACCACAGCAGCAACAGGGAGACGUCUGCGAAGGAGCGCGUGCCAUCUCACCGCGUGCUCAGCCGCGUCUCCAGUCGCGUGUUGGAUGCGUUGCACAGUGCAGAAAGCCGCCUCGUCGACGGCACCGCAACCUUCGUCGAUCUGCUCGCCGAGAAGUGCGUGGACCGCCCACUGCAGGUGCUGCUGCGCCAGCGCGCACGUCAGCGCUUUGUCUUCUUCAAUCUCGAGACCGCCAUCGACUGCUUGAAUCUGUCACGUGAGGCGUACGCCGUGCAGGAGAGCCGCGGCGACGAUCUCAUUCGCACCGGUAUCCAGGUGGACGCCGGUGAGGUGCCGCGGGCUGCGCUGACACUGAUGGAACGGGCGGCGGUGGCGCUGUUCGGUUUGUGCUUUAACAAGUCGCCGUUGGAGCCGCCUGCUGUGCAAGAGGCGGUCGUGGUGGUAGAUGACGAUGACGGGGGAGCUGGUGGGGUGGCCAGUGCUGAGCGUGCGCCGCUCUUGAACCGUCAGCCGGCCGCUUUGUCGGAGACGGCGUGCACACCGAAUACUGACCGAAGCUGGCUGCCCUCGCUCGCUUCUUUAAAAAAGGGCGGAGACACGGAUACCGCCUCCCCGACGAGAUCAGUUGAGGCGGCCGAGCGUUACGCAACACCCACUGGCCGGCAACCGCGCGGCUCGCCCCGAGCAGCGGCCACUCGUGCCUCCACCUCCGUCCCUCGGUCAGCCCAGCCACCUCAGCCACCGCUGCUGUUGAUGCCGCCCAUGGACAUCGAGAAGUACGGCUACCGCCCCGUCGCCGUCUUCGACACGCGGGGAGUUCAAGUGGUGGUGGCGCGCAUGGACGUCUCCGGAGCUUGCCCCGUACACACCGGCAAGUACCCCCGUCUCACCAUCGCCUUUCGCGGGACGGAUAACGUGGCGAAUGUGCUGGUUGACAUUCGGUUUCGCCAGCGGACAUGGAAGGAGAUGGAGACGCCGACGCUGCUGCCGCGGGCGACGGUGCACAGCGGGUUUCUCGAGUUGUGGAUGUCGUUGAAGGAGGCGGUGAUGGACGUGGUGCUGAGGGAGCUGCGCAGUCAACCCGCAGGAUCCCGCGAGGAUGAGCAGGGGAAUGAGCCGAUGGCGGACGCCGCGGAGGCAGGUGCACCCCCUGCGGGCGCCGACGCAGGUCGCAGCGACACUCUUCGCGGCGCGGCUCCCUUUUCGCCGCACUGGUCCGUCCCGGCAAGCCGCCGUGACCAAGAGCGCGGUCGCUCAGGCUUUUUGCGCAUCUACGUCACGGGUCACAGCCUCGGUGGCGCUCUCGCCUGCCUGUGCGCCUACAGCCUGCGCCGGAUGCUGUUGCUGAUUCAAUACCCAGAGCCGGACGUCGCCGUCUACACCUUUGGGCAGCCGCGAAUUGGUAACUCGGUGUUCAAGCAGCACUACAACCAUGCCGUCCCCCGCACCUUUCGUGUAGUCAACGAGAGCGACGUCGUGUCGGGCUUUAACGUGCUCGGCGGGCACCACGUGGGGGUGCAAGUGAAUGUGGACCGGCACGGCAACUACAUUUGCAAGCCGAUGUACAUCGAGCGGCUGCUGCGACCAACGCGCGGGCGUGGGCUGGCCCUGCUGAACCACAAGUUAGCGGCGUAUGCAAACUCGCUGAACGCGGUGGCGGACGUGUACGCCGGCGGCGCCUGCCCGGUGCGGUGCUUAGAGUCGUACAUGGAGGACAUCGUGUCGGUCAGCAGCUCCGAGGUGGACGAGGGUGACGCGGAGGAGACACUCCAAGCGGCACGGCUGCCCCAGCGGGAAGAGGUGGAGGAAGAGGAGGAUCGUGCCGCUGCCUAA
Molecule: messenger RNA, 5845 nt
Organism: Leptomonas pyrrhocoris
Lineage: Eukaryota; Euglenozoa; Kinetoplastea; Trypanosomatida; Trypanosomatidae
Exons: 1
Coding region: 638-5845 (1735 amino acids)
Biological process (GO): lipid metabolic process
Source: RefSeq, a predicted model, not a curated record